UAACGUGUAUGUUGUGGUGCUAGUGCAGCUAGUGCUUAAACCAUGAGAGAAAUUUUUGCUAAAGAAGAAGAAGUACCUACUAAAUAAAUUUCAAUGAGAAUGUUGUGCUGUGUUCAAUUUUGACCUAGUGCUCUCGUUGGAAAUAAACAACUACUUUGUCAUCAGUCCGCUGUAUCAUAUCCACAAUCCACCGUAUCAUCUCUCAGUAUGGAUAAGAUCUUUGACUCUCCAAUACCAGAUCCUCCUCGAAUAGCCAAUGAAGUGAACAAAUUACAAGAGGCAAUCCUCCAGAAAAAGAGUGAUCUUCUAGUCCUAAAAGAAAUAGACCAAUUGAAAACAUUAUGUGGUCACAAAAAUCCUGUGGUGAAUUUGACUGCAAGCAAUGCAGUUUCCCAGUUGGUGGAAUGGAAGCGAAUUGAUUUGAUAACUGCAUACUCAUGGUUAUCAUCCAGUAUUUUGGGAGCAAAGAACCUAGGUGGUUUAAUUCAGUUAUCCAUAGAUUUAUUUCGGCUGGACCUCGCCAAAUGUAAAGAAAAUUCAAAUCCCAUCUUUUUAAGGCAUUCUCUUGAGCAUCCUCUCGUGCACAUUUUCGAUCACCCAGAGCAAGUAAGCCGAUUCACAGUCCUAGUAGCAGUCCGAUAUAUCUGUGAAAAUCUGCAUCCACAUGGCAAAAGCUUUCAGCUUGUCAAGCCUGUAUUUGAGCAUAUUUUUUCUUGCGAUGGAUUGGCGGUGUCUCUUCGCAAUGCCGCAUGGGAUGUUCUUGUAGACUCAGGGGAAAUCCAGCAGUUGACUGAGUUUUUGUCACAAUUCGUCCAUUUGGCUCAGUCAGAUGCAGCAUAUGAGUUCUUGCACAUUGUUGAUAAAUUGCUGGAGAAAUCGUCCGACCCAGAGGUCGAAACUCUGCUCAUUUCUCUGACUCCAAUCAUAGCAAACGUUAUUCAUCACCUUAUCAAAACCGGAACCCUCUUUGAAGAAGCUCUACAUAAGCUGGAAGUAAUUGUCCAUAAGUCACCACAAGCUGCAAGUUUGGUUCUAUCAAUUCUCGCUGAGGCACUUUCUCUGAGCUCCACGCGGCAUCUAUCGUCUGUGUCAGUCACGUGUCUGAAUAUUAUGAAGACUGUGCGCUGCUCAACCAUAUCAGAACACAUGUUGGUUGCGUCUCUAGCAAGGUGGCUUAUCCAACCAACUCAAUUAUGUCCUGAGUUCCCAGAAUUUGCGUCGGCUAUUAUUGGAAUUGCAUUUUCAAGAAAAGACUUUUACAAUCAAUCGUCAGAUUUUUGUAAAAAUUAUACGUUUCAAUUAAUAUCAUCUUCGCACAGAAUUGUCCAGAAAUCCGUCCUUAUUCAUAGAUUAGGAGAGAACUUACCCUCCAAGGAAAACCAUUUGAAACUUUGGCUUGAUUCUAAAAACACAAAAUUUGCAGAAUUUUCCCUUUUCCUUGGUGCUUUGUUGAUAAGUUACGAAGAUAGAGCAAUGAAAGAAAAGGUCAUCAGAAACUUAUCGGAGCUUCGACUGGAUCAGUACCUUGCACUGUUGGUUUUUCAAUUGGUGCGAGAGAAGGAUCCCAAAGUACAAUCAACACUUUUAACUUCAAUGCACCUCUGUAUCAACAAAGAUAAUCAAGAAAACAAGAUGAUUUUCCUUCAAAUUCUGAAGGGCUUAAGUGCGAGUAGUGAUUCCCUUCUCAGAGAACAGUCCAUUCACUUACAUUUUCUAUUUUGGAAAAUCGAGCGCCGCUGUUUCCCGUUUUUACACACUCUUCUUGUGUCUGACGAUGUUUCCUCCUACGAAAUUGAGCUCACGAAAGCCAAAGUCAUCAAUGAAAUCUGUAAAAUAAGUCCAGAAAUAUAUGGAAAAAGUGUUGCUAGGCCCAUCGCAGAUAUCCUAAAUAAAUCUACGUGGACAAAACCAUGCGUGCUUGCUCUCAACUCGGUGGCUCUUCUUUGCAAAGCAGGAGAGAUUGAUAUUCGCUCUACAUGGAAGGCCAUCAAACCUAAAUUUAUCAACGAUAAAAGACCAGAUAUUAUCGCGGGUUUAUGUGAGAUUCUCAGUCUAGUUCCCAAUGUCUACUCCUACACAGAUAAACAGGAAUUUUUCACUGAGGUUGUGACAAAUUUAUGGAAUUUCGUGACGCUAAGCUCAGAUGAGAAAAUUGUCAGCGCUGCAUUGAAAGCUUUUACCAGCUUCAGAUUGGAACAUUUAAGUGUAGAAACUCUUCCAGAUGUCUACAAAAAAAACGCAGGGAAAGCAAUCGAAACAUCUUUCGCUACAAGUGUUGCAGAGUUUGUGCAUGUUCCAGGGAAAUGCUGGUUAAACGUACUCGAGUCCCUCCCAGCAAACUGCGCAGACGCAGCUGUCGAACUGUUUACCAAGUGGUUAAGUGAUGAAAUCGCAACGUUUCACAGCGGAAUAUACUCUAAAGUUCUCGAUGAGCCCUCCAUGUAUACAUUUCUACAAGAGAGGAGUUUAUGCCGCACUUUCGUGGAUUACAUACGAAAACACUCCUCAUCGCCAACGGCAGAAACUACCAGACUCCCCGUAUCUCUCUGCCUGCGGAUUCUGUCCAGUGAUCUUCCAAAACCGUUACCUCCGUUAAAAUGGGCCUUUUUAUCUAACUACAUGAAUGAGGGAUCAGUUGAGCUGAAAAUGUAUGCAACGAAGCUUGUUAUCAAACAGUCUAUGCAUAAAUCUUCUUCUGCAAAUAAUGUGCUGGAGGCCAAGUUGUCAAACUCGGAGUUCUCUGACGAGACGGAAACAGAAAUACUCAACAUUUUUCAGUCUCUGAAAGGUGUAAUGAAGAGUGUCCACCCUACAACUUGUCAAGGAUUCUUAUCGAUGAGUCUGCAGUAUACCAAAGCAAAAAUAAGGAGCAAUGAAACGGGUUUUUUCUGCUCUAUAGUUGAUUCAAUUAGGUCUCUCCUGGCAGAGAAUCACCCAGAAAACGACAAGUUCCUAUUCCCAAUUCUUCAUGAUCUGUGGACCGAUGUGUGUGAUAUUCCUGCCUGUUCGGAGAGUUUGAUACGCUGCAUUUCUGUUUUGUCAGAUCAGAAUAUCAACAUGAUCUUCCCGCCACCGGAGAGUGGUUCAUCAAAAUUACACCCUAAUUUUAUCAAACUAAUGUGUGGUCUGGCAGCUAUCAAGUUAUCAUCAGAGUCUAUCGAUCGUUUGAUCAAAUUAUCAAAACUGGUUUGUGCAAACCGGCUUGGAGUUGACCAUCGGUCCUAUUUGCAAAGUGAACUACUACCGAUUUUUGCAUUGCCGAUUCCUCAUAUUACUGUUUUGUUUUUUGUCAAAGGUUUGAUGGGGCUCUUGGAGAGUUGCCAAGAUGAGGAUCUAGAAUAUCUCUGUGCGAUACUUUUUAGGGUUUUAAUUGUAUAUUCUGGCUUAAGUAGUUGUCCCACUGAGGAAUAUUCUAGUUUACCUUUUCACAGUUUUCCCUUUGCUUUGACCCACUUUAUCCGAGGAGAAACUGACAGUUUUUUAACGUUUUUCAAGAAAAUGUUGGAAGAGCGAGCUCAUGAAAUGAAUAUCUCUUUCAGUUUACUCUUUCGACAGUGUUGUAUUGCCCUAAGAAAUGUGCAGAUUGAAUAUUUUUCCUACGAUACUAACUAUUUCACGGAGGCUCUUGAAAAAGGAUUGGAAGUGGAGGAACAAUUCUUGAAAAUAAAACAGAAAGAAUGAGUGAUUAAUCACAUUACUGUCCUCGUUUGACUCGAGAUCGUUGGUAGAUUUAUAUUAGUACUGGAUGCAUUUUAAGUUCUGCCAAUUGCCAAGGUUAAUUGGACCGCGUUAAGCAGAAAGGAACCAAGCCACAUCAGCUAUUGCCGGAUUUAAUAGGGCAAUUGAAUUAUAUACAUGAAAACGGUUGUGCGGAUUUUUUUGCAAAUUUCAGUGAAUUUCCUCCACAGUACAAAGCAAAUUUCUAAA
This is a messenger RNA of Bemisia tabaci, 3927 nucleotides long. RefSeq lists its product as uncharacterized. The record is from RefSeq and is a predicted model, not a curated record. Lineage: Eukaryota; Metazoa; Arthropoda; Insecta; Hemiptera; Aleyrodidae. Gene Ontology annotation, biological process: regulation of post-transcriptional gene silencing.